AUGAAAGAACGCAAGCGAAAGCCACCUAGAAGCAUUGCUCCCAAGAAAGAGCUGUUCAUACAUUUACCAUUUAAGGGCGAUACUGCAGCUGAUAUCCUAUCUCGACGUUUGAAAGAUGCUGUUGAGAAAACUUAUUUCGCAGCCCGCUUAAGAAUUGGUUACCACAACAAACCAUUGUUUGCAAAACCCUUGAAAGAUAGUCUGCCAUCGUUGACCCGUUCAAUGCUCGUUUAUCAGUACUCGUGCUCUUGUGGUGCACGAUACGUGGGUUGCACAACGAGACGUCUAUCCCAGAGGAUUCGCGAGCACAUCCCGGCGUGGUUUUACAAAGGCGAAAUGAGGGCCUCAGACAGCUCAAUCAUGUCGCACCUCCUCGAAAGUGGCCAUACUGCAUCUGAGAAUGACUUUAAAGUCAUCUAUUCACUACCUGAACGCUUAUCACAAAGCUUCCGAAAGCAAAUCUGGUCUAUCGCCGAGGCUAUUUACAUCCAUCAUCUGAAGCCGGGAUUAUGCGUACACGAACGAUUCAUACGGCCGAUACUACUACCUUGGCCGACUGACAUGGUUACUUAACUACCCUUUGUGACCUUAGCUAUUUACUUUAGGCCCUGAAGCUUGUAUUAAUUUCCUUUGAUGCACUUUUCCUACCAUCUGUAGCCACCUUUAGUCAUCGAGCUUGAGCUUUCAAACCCCUUAGAAAUCAAUCCCAGCCCGAUUUGACGCUUACCCCACAUAAUCCGUGUCAUGUAAAAGUUUGGGUCUGACGAGAUUUUACCGAAAAGAUAUCUUAACCCUGAACUGUUUUC
Molecule: messenger RNA, 806 nt
Organism: Dicrocoelium dendriticum
Lineage: Eukaryota; Metazoa; Platyhelminthes; Trematoda; Plagiorchiida; Dicrocoeliidae
Source: the annotation of a GenBank genome assembly